UUACCGGAAGUUACGCUGAUGCUAUUUUAAGAAUAGGUUAUAUUUCCCUAGUAUUUUGGCCAGUCUAAGUUAUUGUUAUUGAAUACGGAAUAGAAGCUAAAAGAAGGGUCAAGAUGAGCGGAGAAGGUGAUGCUGUAGAUGCCCGACCUGUAAUGCCUAGUAAUGAUAACACAGAUGCUAGAGGUUAUAGCAGCAGGCCAAGUGGCGGAACAACAGCUCCAGUACAUAAUGAGGAGCCAAUGCAGUUGGAAGAAAACUUUUAUACUGAAGAAUAUAAUAUGAAUCAUCCAAAGCGUGGAAAAGCUAUUAUAAUUAAUAAUAAAAAUUUUAAACCUCGUACACAAAUGAGUGUACGGACAGGAACAGAUAAAGAUAAAAAUGACUUGCAUUUGCGUUUUAAUGAACUUGGGUUUCAUGUCGUACCUUAUUCAGAUUUACCUAGGGCUGAAAUGGAAAGAGUUUUAAGAGAAGCUGCCUCAGAAAACCAUGGAGAUUCAGAUUGUUUUAUGUGUGCUAUAUUAUCACAUGGUGAAGAAGGAACGAUAUAUGGUACAGACGGCCCAAUAGAAAUUAAAACAUUGUUAGCUCCAUUUAAAGGGGAUAAAUGUAGAAGUUUGGCUGGUAAACCUAAAAUAUUCUUUAUUCAGGCUUGUCGAGGUACUCAGUUGGAUCAGGGUGUAGAAAGAACAGAUGCCUUACCUGAAGUUAGAGAAAUAAAAAUACAGAGAAUUCCUACAGAAGCUGACUUUUUAAUUGCCUAUUCUGUUGUACCAGGAUAUUUUUCAUGGAGAAAUUCUGCUAAUGGUUCUUGGUUUGUACAAGCAAUAAGUGAAGUCUUUAAAAAAUAUGGUACAGAGCUUGAUCUUAUGACUAUGAUGACAAGAGUUAAUAAAAAGGUAGCUUUCGAUUUUGAGUCGAAUGCCAGUCAAGAGUUUAUGAAUAGAAAGAAACAAAUACCUUGCAUUACAUCUAUGUUAACAAAAGAUGUUUAUUUUAGAGCUAAACCCCUUUAAUCUUUAUAUUUUAUUGUUGCCUGUUCAUCAAAAUUGUCAUUUUCACAACCAAAAAAAGUGGAGUUUAUUUUGAAUAACACGAUAUUCAAAAUAGUUAUACUUAUAGACUAACCCAAUUAAUUAAAAUCCAAUAACUGAACUACUUUUCUUAAGAAUUUAUUAAAAUAUUUUAAAAAGCACUAAAACAAAUUGUAAUAAAACCAGUUUUUCAUCAAGAGGUUUCAGGAUUGAUUCAAAUUUAUGCAGGAUCAUAUCAAACCAUAGCAAAAGAUCUCAUAACUUUUUACCAGCUGGCACAUAUCUGAAAAGUGCUAGUCCUUCAUUAAAGAUAAUGAAAUGAGUUGGUGUUUAAUGUCAAAAAGAUAUAUAUAUAUAUAUCUAUAUGAUAAACUAUAUAUCUGUAAUAGAUAUCACAAUAUAUGUAAGGAGUAAUUUUAAUGGCAUCAUUCAAUCCUAUCAUGUCUAUGAUAUUAGUUACUGCUUUUUACUGAGCGACGUUUCGACUAGGCUUCU
Patella vulgata (common limpet) is the source of this 1526-nucleotide messenger RNA. Its product is annotated as caspase-7. Gene Ontology annotation, cellular component: cytoplasm. The record is from RefSeq and is a predicted model, not a curated record. Gene Ontology annotation, biological process: proteolysis; apoptotic process. The transcript is spliced from 6 exons. Bases 114 to 1013 code for a protein of 299 amino acids. Lineage: Eukaryota; Metazoa; Mollusca; Gastropoda; Patellidae.